This is a messenger RNA of Symsagittifera roscoffensis, 881 nucleotides long. RefSeq lists its product as uncharacterized. NCBI's taxonomy places the organism in Eukaryota, Metazoa, Xenacoelomorpha, Acoela, Convolutidae. The record is from RefSeq and is a predicted model, not a curated record. The coding region runs from base 186 to 728 and encodes 180 amino acids. The transcript is spliced from 5 exons. Gene Ontology annotation, molecular function: calcium ion binding.
AUAAAGCAUGAUGUAUUUGUUUAUGUGCAUAAUGCUUUUCAAUUUAACUAUACCAUUUUUAGUUGACCUACUAGCAAAUUAAAAACAAAGAUUAUCACGGUGAUUCUUAUAGCGUUUAAGCUGAUAUAAUAGUUUUAAAAUUGUUAAAACACAGUUUCAAUUGUCGGUUAGAGUCUUAGUCUAAAAUGGUUAACAGCAGCGGAGAUGAGUUCCAGGAGCUGAAGGUCGCAGAUACCUUCGCCCAUAAAGGUGCAAAUAAAGAAGAACCCACAACAUUCAAGAUGACAGCCGUAUGUCCGCCAGAAAUGCGAAAAGAGUUGCGAAUUGCGUUUGACUCUGUGGACGACGACAGAAGCGGGUCCAUCUCGGCGGACGAGUUGUACAAACUGUUCAACAACUUCAGAGUGGACAUUGACGAGGAUGAGACGGAGGAACUGCUGCAGAACCUCGACAUGGACGGCAACGGGGAGAUAGACUUCGAUGAGUUUGUGGAGAUCAUGAUGAGUGCGAUGGAGGACGAGGACGAGAUGAUAGAGGCCUCCUUCAAGGAGUUCGACGUCGACAACGACGGAUUCAUUCAAGUCAAUGAACUCAGGUACGUGCUGCAGUACCUGGGCGAAAACGGCAUCAGCGAGCGAGACAUGAAGAAAAUGAUCAAAAAUGCAGACUACGAUGGAGAUGGAAAGGUCGACUUGGAGGACUUCAGACGCCUGUGGAAAGAACACUGAAGAAUAUUUGUAUUCAACUAGAAAUAACUCACAGCUGAUUAAAACUCACGGUGGAAAAAUAGAAAAUUGCGGAAAACUUUUAUAGAAACUGUGAAAUAUAAUUUUGUUCAUUUAAAUGACGUCAACAUUUUAAUGAGAAGCUUCAUAAAACUU